UGAGCGUGCAUAAAUAUAUGUGUCGCCUAUCUGCACCUGUUCCUCUGGUAACAAUGAUGGAGCGAUGUGAAGAAUUUAAACAUGAUAUAAACUCCAGCAACAAAUAUCACGUUGGAGAUGGUACGGAAGCAAUUGCUCUGGAUUGUGAAAUGGUUGCUGGUGGAAGUGAUGGAUCACUGGACCUGUGUGCAAGGGUGUGCCUGAUUGAUGAAGACGAGACUAUCCUCUUCCACACUUACGUGCAGCCCCAAUAUCCUGUCGUUAAUUACAGAUAUGAAGUUACUGGGUUAACAGAAGAGCAUCUCAGAGAUGGCAUGCCACUCCAAAAAGUGCAAGAUAAGGUUUUGCAGAUUUUGUAUAAUGGAAAGACCAAGCUUCUUGUGGGGCAUAGUUUAGAAAAUGAUUUGGAUUGCUUGAGAAUAAACUAUCCUGAUUACCUGCUGAGGGAUACUGCAAACUACCAUCCUCUGAUGAAAACAAAUCUGGUUAGCCACCCGCUCAAGUACCUCACCAGAACAUAUCUAGGGUAUGAUAUCCAGUCAGGUUUUCAUGAUCCAUAUGAAGAUUGUGUGUCUGCUAUGAGACUCUACAAAAGGUUCUGUGCGCUAGAUCAUCAGAAAGAAGGCAAUGUGGCUUCACUUGCUAUGCUGUGUGCAAAAGACAUCCCUGGAAGUUUUGAUUCUUGGGAAACCGACAAACUUGAGAAGAUGACGGUCGAUGAGCUUUAUGAAAUGUCGAGACCAAACUACAAAUGUUGGUGCCUGGAUUCAGCGCAAGCAAUGCAACCUCAGCAUUAGAUUCUCACUUGAAGUUAAGUUAUUGCAAUUUUCGUUCACAUACCGCAGGAUUGACAGAAACAUCACAUGUAGGAAUAUAUGUAGGAAUUACAAGUCUGAAGCUGUUGGAGAUUCUGAGCAAGGGUACCAUCGCACAUAUGUAGUAGGAAUCUUGUUAGGGGGUCAUGCCUUAAUGUUAUAUAAGUUUGUUCAUGCCUCCUUUUUCGUCAUCGGUCUCGGAUGGUGAAAUGAUGCAAAUUCUCAAAGGCCCCGUUUGGUUUGGGAGAGAGGAUUUGCAUUUGCAUUUAGAUUUCAAAUCUAUGGAUAUAAUUUCUUGACAUGAUUUUGCUGCUUGGGUUUGGGGGUAGAUUUCAUCUGUGUGAUUUGGAUUACCUACAGAGUACGGAGCUUCUGCCCUGUGGUGCACAUGAUGAGAUGCUUAAAGGUUAAGAGGGUGAGUUAGUAAUUUACAAGGUGGGUAUACGUAUAAAUUUCUCUAAAGGUAGAACUACUUUUUGUUUUAUACGUAUAAACCGAAAAAGGAGGGUUGGGCCUCUGUCACUAUUUACGGCCCACCUAGCCCAUUUUCAGCUGUCAGAUUAGCAACCACUUGUGGGCUUGUGGCAUUCUAAGGUAAUAGUAAUACCAAAGCAAAUGUAAAUUCUGCUCCGAAAAAAGUUAACCCAAAAAAUAAAAAAAUUAGAGGACUACUGUUCAACCAA
Molecule: messenger RNA, 1498 nt
Organism: Prunus avium (sweet cherry)
Lineage: Eukaryota; Viridiplantae; Streptophyta; Magnoliopsida; Rosales; Rosaceae
Source: RefSeq, a predicted model, not a curated record